GGUCGGUACAAACUGCAGAAAAUAGAGACUUAGGAUUUUCACACGUGUAUUUUAAUUCCCGAUUUCCACUUAUAAACACAUUUGGAAAAAAACGGACAACGGGUCAUUUGUUCGUUUUUCGUUUUCAUAAUCAACGCAAAAACCGGAAAACAGCUGGAUUCCCGAUUUUGAAGGAAAAUCCGUUGGCCGCCAAGUACACGCACCCUGCUGACUGUCACUGUAACGUUACCCGUGUGUAUUUUGCGAGCAGAGGCGCCGAAGUCACGGCGCAUGCGUCUUUUCUCUUUUGAUAUCUUAAUAUUUAAUAUCAAUGGCUGCCGUUACAUUUGUAACGCAUCACUUAAAUCAAGAAGGAAACCUUCAAGACAUUUGCUGAGCAUCAAGGUGAACAUUAGUCUGUUUUGAUUUAAUCGAUGAGCUUCGAUCAUAAGCAGUCGAUAUUCGUCCGUAUCACCAAAAUGGGAGUAAAAUUGCACAUUUAACCCUUUGCGCUCCGCUGUCGACAUUAAAGCGAGCAGAUCUGGCUCAUGUCCACAGAAGAUGAUGCGUCAGGUGUCCGGCAGCAGUGGGGAUUACUGCGUUAGUGGCAGGUCUUCAUGUUUUGCAGAGGAUGGAAGACUCGCGGCCAGUCACUUUGAUCUGUGCUCCACCAAGUUUUAUCCGUCGUUACCUCCUCAACGCUCACGGCAGAUGUGUGUCGCUUACCUGACCCCGCCAGCCCCAGUCAGCCCCAAAUCCACAUCGUUCCAGAGGGAAGACUGCCACGUGGAGCCGCGACCUCAGGCCCCCGCAGGCCUUCAGGAAAACGAGAAAGCCAAGGACUGUAAAAAAAAGGCCGCGCCCGGAAGGUCUGGGAAACGCGGGCGGCCGACUGGGACUACUAAACUAGCUGGUUACAGAACCAGCACGGGCAGGCCUCUGGGCACCACUAAGGCUGCUGGUUUUAAAACCAGCCCGGGUCGGCCGUUAGGCACAACCAAGGCCGCGGGUUAUAAGGUGAGCCCUGGUCGCCCACCUGGCAGCAUAAGGAGUCAGUCGCGCCUCGGUAAACUGGGCUAUACGGCAUGCAGUGGAGCCGCUUUCCCCUUCAGCAUCAUGCACAAACCUGGAGCAUGUGAAGAUGAGGAAACUAAAGAACCACCAAAAAUGUCCAUACAAGCACCACAGUUCCUCCUCAGUGGGUUCCCCAUACGAACCCCAAAAACACUGGUGCCGAUCAGCGUCGUGUCAUCCGAGGCGUUUUCCCAAGCGGUCACGUGUCCAGCUGACAGUCAGUCCAGAAACUCUCUGGCAUUACCACUCCACAGUGCUCUCCCAUCAUACUCAUGAAGAGAGUCCCAAUGAAACAACUUCCACAUCUGAACAUUACACAUUCACGUGAUGAUGGAGAGUUUCUUUUCCCUCAUCUUUCUUAGCGUAUAGUAAAAUGUACAUAUUACCACUGACUGUCUGUAUUCACAAGUCCAUUGCAUGUCUUGUUGGAUUAGUAAAGAGAAUAAUAAUGUAGUUGUUGCUUUAGAUCGAUUGACACAGUCACACAAUAAUGAAGAUGCUGAGAACGUCAGAUGGGUGCAAUAUUUUUAUUGAUGUCUCUUAAACAUCUCGUCCCCAUUCCAGCACUCUGCCAAAGAACUAAUGUGUGCAUGUUAAAUUUGAGAUUAAAAAGGUUUUCUCAUUUAUCAGGUUAUGCUUUUCGGCAGCCUAGGAAAACAAGAAACAGGCUCUUCAAAUACACAUGUUAACCAUUACACAUCUAAUAAUAUUUACUUUAGUAUUGUAUUUAUUAUUAAUGCGUAAACAAUAUUCUUGUUGUUUCCAUGUAACAGUGCUUCACAUGAGUAGUAAGGAACUGCGUAUGGCAUUCAUAACAGAUCUUUUAGUUGUUGCACUAUUGUACAAAUAAUCAUUGACAUACAUAGGCUUUUGUUCCUCUUUUUAUCCUCACACCUUCACUUUUUCCAUUUACUUUGUAAAACUGUUUGUGCAUGUGUGUGUACGUAUGUGUAUAUAUUUAUAAACACAGAAACUCAUUAAAUGUGAAACAAGA
Triplophysa rosa is the source of this 2047-nucleotide messenger RNA. It is a transcript of the gene lg19h5orf24, whose product is annotated as linkage group 19 C5orf24 homolog. Bases 541 to 1329 code for a protein of 262 amino acids. Lineage: Eukaryota; Metazoa; Chordata; Actinopteri; Cypriniformes; Nemacheilidae. The record is from RefSeq and is a predicted model, not a curated record. The transcript is spliced from 3 exons.